GGAAAAAAUGGUGGAAUCAAACACCACCUUAGAACUCUUUUAAACCGUAGCUAAACAUGAAAAUCCUGCACUGUCAUCUCCUUGUGUACAAAUGAAUAGUUUAGCCAUGGCAGCAGCAACUGCUGUUUACCCUCUUUCACUCACGACUUCUCGUCACAACUGUUUUCCGCCUACUACCCUAACAUUUUCCAAAAGGCCCUCCUCGUCCCUCCAAUUUUCUUUCCAAUCCCAAUACGACGCCAGUGCAGAUGUACAAGAGGAAGAUAGCGUCAUCGGCGACUGUCUUGUCUUUGAGGAAGGCAUUUUUGAUGACCCAUUUCUCCAAAAAAGCCCCGACUUCAGAAAUGGUGAAACCCAAAUCAGUACAAGUAAAAUUAGUAAAAGUAGAUGUAAAAUUGAUAAAACAGAGAUUAAUCAAGAAAACUUGAUUCCAGAAAAAUGGUUGGAAAUUCAGAGGGAAAUUAGCAUCACGAAGAAGGAGAGGCGAAAGCUCGCACAACAACUGGAGUACGGAAAAAAAGUGGAGAAGAGAAGGCAAGGGCUGAGACCUAUCAGUAUAGAGGAUUUCAACAAAGUUAAGGAUGACAAAUUGAAUAUUCCUACAACCUUGAUAUCUCUGUGUCCAUCAAUAUCCAGCAUCCUGACCUUCAGCAUUUUGUUCUGUCAUUCUACUGAAGUAGGUACAAACAAAUUGUUCACAAAGGAGGAAAAGUUACUACUGAAUAGGCGGAUCCCUGAUCUCGCAGUUGCUACCUCUGGGAAAUGGCAUCCCGUACAUACUCUUGCUGCCUCUGGAGAAUUUUACCUCAUGACUUCUUUGUUAAAACAUGAUGUUGAUAUUAACGCCCUGGACAAGGAUGGAUUGACUGGGAUUCACAAAGCAAUACUUGGGAAAAAACAGGCUAUUUUUAACUGUCUUCUGAGAGAAUCAGCAAAUCCCUUUAUUCGUGACAAAGAAGGGGCUACCUUAAUGCACUAUGCAGUUCGCACAGCUUCAAGUCAGAUGAUAAAAAUUCUUUUAUUGUACAACGUUGAUAUAAACCUUCAGGAUAAUGAUGGGUGGACAGCAUUACAUCUUGCUGUUCAAUCCCAUAGGACAGAUAUAGUGAGGCUAUUGUUGAUUAAGGGAGCCGAUAAGACCAUAAAGAACCAGGACGGAUUAACUCCGCUUGACCUUUGCCUCUACGCUGGAAGAGACAAGAGAACUUACGAACUAAUCAAGCUGAUCAAAAGGGUCCCAAAACGUCCCAUUAUCUCAUAAGACAGCAAUUUCACCUUCUCUUUUGUGGGCAAGCAUUGCCCUAAAAUGUCAUUUCCGUAUCUCUGCCUAUGAUCGAUUCGGUCAAUCGCGAAGCGGAUGCAUAUUAUCACUUGAUGUAGCGUCAGGUUUAGAAGUACUUGCUUCUCAGCUGUUUUAUGAUGUCAUAUCACUAGCUCUGUAAUGAUUUUGUAGGCAAAAGUUAACUAAGGGUCCGUUUGAUUGUAAAGAUGGAAUUUAGGUGGAAAAAAAACGAAUUUC
Molecule: messenger RNA, 1519 nt
Organism: Olea europaea var. sylvestris
Lineage: Eukaryota; Viridiplantae; Streptophyta; Magnoliopsida; Lamiales; Oleaceae
Product: ankyrin repeat domain-containing protein, chloroplastic
Exons: 8
Coding region: 92-1261 (389 amino acids)
Biological process (GO): protein targeting to chloroplast
Cellular component (GO): chloroplast outer membrane
Molecular function (GO): protein binding; chloroplast targeting sequence receptor activity
Source: RefSeq, a predicted model, not a curated record